This is a messenger RNA of Macadamia integrifolia, 4489 nucleotides long. Its product is annotated as 1-phosphatidylinositol-3-phosphate 5-kinase FAB1B-like. Gene Ontology annotation, biological process: phosphatidylinositol phosphate biosynthetic process. Gene Ontology annotation, cellular component: endosome membrane. Gene Ontology annotation, molecular function: 1-phosphatidylinositol-3-phosphate 5-kinase activity; ATP binding. NCBI's taxonomy places the organism in Eukaryota, Viridiplantae, Streptophyta, Magnoliopsida, Proteales, Proteaceae. The record is from RefSeq and is a predicted model, not a curated record.
AUGACUACUAUCAUGACUGUUAAUGGAGUGGAUUCUUUUGAUGAAUUACAUGGUUUCUGUUCUGGCCCAGUCGAGUUUGAUGAGAUUGACCAUACCUAUGAAUCCCAUUUACUGUAUCCUGAUGCUGAAAUAUUGAAACAGAGGAUUUGAUCAACUCUUCUGUUAGAAGGAAUCAAAAAAAUGGGGGAAGAAGCAGAGCCAAAAGAUUUAGAGAAUAAUGGGUUGCUUUGGAUACUUCCACAGCCAGAAGAUGAAGAGGAUGAGAAGGAAGCUUUGCUAUUUGAUGAAGAUGCCACAGGAGAGUGGGGAGAUUUACGUUCUUCAAGUAGCUUUGGCAGUGGGGAGUACAGGAGUAGGGACCGAUCAAGCGAAGAGCAGCAUUGUAAGGCCAUGAAUAACGUGGCUGAUCGGGAUUUUAGGGCUUCGAUUGCUCAACUUUUGGAGAUCGAAAAUCUACCUAUUGGUGAGGAAGGUGACAAGGAAAGUUGGUUGGAGAUAAUUGCAUCUUUGUGUUGGGAGGCUGCAACACUUCUGAAGUCAGACACAAGCAAGGGAGGAGGUAUGGAUCCUGGUGUAUUUGUGAAGGUCAAAUGCAUAGCUUGUGGGAGUCGCAGUGAGAGUAUGGUGGUCAAAGGAGUUGUUUGUAGAAAAAAUGUGGCUCACAAGAGAAUGACAUCAAAAUUUGAGAAACCCUGUUUCCUAAUCCUUGGAGGAGCUCUUGAGUAUCAACAGGUCUCGAACCUCCUGUCAAGUUUAAAUACUUUGGAGAAGGAAAUGGACCACUUGAAGAUGGUAGUUUCAAAGAUAGAAGCUCACCACCCCAAUGUCCUUUCAGUAGAGAAGUCAGCCUCGCAUUAUGUCCAAGAGUACCUCCUUGCUAAAGAUAUGUCCCUUGUUCUCAAUAUUAAGAGGCCUCUGUUAGAGCGUAUAGCCUGCUGCACAGGUGCACAAAUUCUUCCUUUGAUUGAUCAUCUCUCCUCGCAGAAGCUGGGUUAUUGUGACACAUCCCAUGUGGAGAAGUUUCUUGAAGAGCAUGGCAGUGCUGGACAGGGUGGGAAGAAAUUGGUGAAGACACUUAUGUUCUUUGAAGGCUGUCCAAAGCCAUUGGGUUGUAAUAUUUUGCUCAAGGGUGCUAAUGGGGAUGAGCUGAAGAAAGUGAAGCAUGUGGUCCAGUAUUGUGUGUUUGCUGCAUGUAAGUUGACCUUGGAGAUUUGUGAGUCCAGUGCAGGACCCGCAAGUACCAUCACCUCUUUUGCUUCUGUCCAUUCCUCCUCUUCAAGACAGUCUGAGUCCGAUAAGAACCAAAGCAAGCUUUCCCUAAAUAAUGCACUAGAGAUUAAAAGGAAAGUAGGUUUGGAAGAAUAUUUUGAGGCCAAAGCUUCAGCAACCAAUAGAGGCCAAGAUGUUGUGAAUAAUGAACUUGUUACUAGUGGUUUUGAAGCUCUGGAGCCCUCAGGGAAAGGUGGGGUUACUCUUAUUAAUCAUGACACCAAGGCUGGGAAUCAACCUGGUGUUUCAAGGUUGUCAUCACUACAUCAAGAUGGCAGUAACCACCCUGAGGAGCUGGUGCUUCCUUCAUCCCCUUCUGACCAUGAGAGUUUUUUGGUCUCUUUAUCAACUCGAUGUGUGUGGAAGGGGACUGUCUGUGAACGAGCCCAUCUUUUCCGUAUCAAGAACUAUGGUCGCUUUGACAAGCCUUUGGGGCAUUUUUUAUGGGACCAUUUAUUUGAUCAGAGUUACCAUUGCCGUUCAUGUGAGAUGCCAUCAGAAGCACAUGUUCAUUAUUAUAUUCAUGGACAAGGCAGACUCACGAUUUCUGUUAAGAAGCUACCAGAUCUUCUCUUGCCAGGGGAACGAGAAGGCAAGAUCUGGAUGUGGCACAGGUGCCUCCGGUGUCCAAGGACCAAUGGUUUCCCUCCUGCGACUCGAAGAGUGGUGAUGUCUGAUGCUGCUUGGGGUUCAUCUUUUGGGAAAUCAUUAAAGCUUAGUUUUUCAAACCAUGCUGCUGCAAGCAGGGUGGCCAGCUGUGGUCAUUCUCUGCACAGAGAUUGUCUCCGAUUCUAUGGGUUUGGGAGAAUGAUUGCUUGCUUCCAAUAUGCUUCAAUUGAUGUUAACUCUGUCCACAUUCUACCACCAAAACUUGAUUUUAACUAUGAAAGUCAGGAGUGGAUACAGAAAGAAGCAAAUGAGGUGGUUGACAGAGCAGAACUUCUAUUUACUGAAGUACUGAAUGCUCUCCAUCAGAUUUCAGAGAAAAGAUCAGAUACUGGGUCUGUUGAUAACAACCUGAAAGCACCUGAACCAAGACGCCACAUUUCAGAACUAGAAGGGAUGUUACAAAAGGAGAAGGCUGAAUUUGAGGUAUCUAUUCAGAAAACACUUAACAAGGGGCCCAAGAAAUGUCAACCUGUAAUUGAUAUUCUUGAGAUCAAUUGGUUGCAGAGGCAGUUGCUCUUUCAUUCUUAUGUGUGGGACGACCACCUGAUUUAUGCGUCCAGUUUAGAAAAUGGCAGCCAUCAGCAAGGGUUGAACAGCUCUGCACAGAAACAUAAGGAGAAACAUUCAAGUAAUGGUGAGAUGCUUAUCAAAAUAAAUUCCUUUCCUAGGCGAGAUGCUGGUUUUACCAGUAUACUUGAGGAUACAAGGCCUGAUGAAAGCCUUAAUCAAGGAGGAGAAAUUGGUGAGGUCCCUAACCAGCCUGGCAUAGUUCUAGCAGCAAGUGAGAUAGAUCAGGAUCAAAAACACAGAAAGGAGGGCCUGACUCAUGUUUCUGCUGGCAGCAGCCUUGCUAAUCAAUCUGAUCCAUUGGAAUAUGGGGUAGUUAUUCGAAGGGCCCUCUCGGAAGGGCACUUCCCUCUUAUGGAAAAUUUGUUAGACACCCUUGACGCAGCAGGGACGGGUAAAAAUCAAGCUGGAAGUGUAACCGAAUCUCUUGGACAUGCAUUACCCACGAAGCAGGCUGACACUGCAGAAGACUCUACAAGCUGGAUAGGGAUGCCUUUCUUGAACUUCUUCCAUUCUUUCAACAAGAAUUCUUCUGGGAGUGCUCCAAAGUUUGAUACACUAAGUGAGUACAAUCCUGUCUAUGCCUCAUAUUUUCAGGAGUUGGGAUGUCAAGGUGGAGCCAGGCUCCUUUUUCCCGUGGGUGUUAAUGGCACUGUUGUUCCAGCUAAUGAUGAUGAACCUACAAGUAUUAUAGAAUAUGCUCUGGUCUCCCAAGAUUACCAUCUCCAGAUAUUCGAUGGUCAGGAAAGACCAAAAGAUGGUGGGGAUCUUCACUUGCUACAUUCCUUCGAUGAUGGGCCACUUGGAAAGGUGAAGUAUAACGUGACUUGUUACCAUGCGAAGAGGUUUGAGGCGUUGAGGAGGACAUGUUGCCCAUCUGAGUUGGACUUCAUAAGGUCUCUUAGUCGUUGUAAGAAAUGGGGGCCUCCGGGUGGAAAGAGCAAUGUAUUCUUUGCAAAAACCUUGGAUGAUAGAUUUAUCAUCAAACAAGUUACAAAGACAGAGCUGGAGUCUUUCUUCAAGUUUGCUCCAGAGUAUUUUAAGUACCUGUCUGAAUCGAUCAGCUCAGGAAGCCUAACAUGUCUGGCAAAGAUUCUUGGGAUUUAUCAGGUUACAUCAAAGCACCUUAAGGGUGGGAAGGAAUCCAGGAUGAAUGUUCUCGUUAUGGAGAAUCUUCUGUUCGGCCGGAAUAUUACAAGACUCUAUGAUCUCGAUGGAUCUUUCCAGUCCCGGUAUAAUCUGGAUUCUAGUGGGAGCAAUAAAGUUUUUCUGGAUCAGAAUCUGGUUGAAGCAAUGCCAACUUCUCCAAUUUUUGUGGGAAACAAGGCUAAGUGGUUGCUUGAGAGAGCUGUCUGGAAUGAUACUGCUUUUCUUGCGUCGAUUGACGUAAUGGAAUACUCUCUACUGGUUGGGGUGGAUGAGGAGAAGCAUGAACUGAUCAUUGGGAUCAUUAAUUUCAUGAAGCAGUACACAUGGGACAAGCUCCUUGAGACAUGGGUGAAGUCUAUCUUUGGGCCAAAGAACUCAUCUCCCACAGUAAUCCCACCCAAGCAAUACAAGAAACAGUUCAGGAAAGCCAUGUCUGCUUAUUUCCUUAUGGUACCAGAUGAAUGGUCCUCACCAUCCAUCACCCCCAGUGGAUCCCAGUCCAAUCUCUUUGAAGAUAAUACGCAAGAUCUGACCUCCCUCGAGUGAGUGAAAACUGACCUGUAUAUCUGUAUCUGUUGAGAGAUUCAUGCUUUGAUCAAUCCCGUUUUUGAUUUGCCAAUUUUUAUGAGUCUUGUCAUCUUGUUCCUUUUCCCUGUUGCUACUCCCCCCCCCCCCCCCCCUGUAUGGCAUCCUCAUUCUUGUUCUUAAAAGAACAUCUGUGAAUUAUUUGUUGGAAGACGCAGGAAGGCUAUUUUGUGUGAAAGAAUUUUCUUCAGUGUGGUAUCAAAUAGGUGUCCAACUAUCUUUAUUGAAAUGUAUUUAUAAUUGCAGAGCA